AUGGAAGCAAAAUAUCUUGCUCGGAGUCAUAGUAGUUAUGAUUAUAAAUCAUUAUCAAAAAAAGAUUUCGAAUGGGCAGUGAAGUUAAAUCGAUUUGGUCUAGAAUUAAUCGGACUUUGGCCCAACUCCGAACAAACUACAUGGGAAAAACAUGUGUGCAAUUUACGUGUACUUCUCACUUUCUUAUUGAUAAUAUUUGUCCUUAUGAUUCCUGCUAUACAUUCUUUGAUAAGAGUCCAUUUUGACAUUUUACUUGUGACAGAUAAUUUGAUGAGUACCUUACCAAUCAUUACUUGCAUCUUAAGACUUGUAAUUUUUUGGUGGAAGAGAAAAGCUGUCGCACCGAUAAUACAUUUGAUUGCGAACGACUGGAUAAAGACAACAACAUCUCAAGAAAAAGGCAUGAUGAUAGCAAAAGCGCAAAUUGCACGCAUUAUUGUCACAUUUGGAUACGGCAUGAUGGGAGCGGCUAUUACUGUUAUGACUGUUUUGCCCAUAUUUGGUUACUCGGUGAGACACUUGUCUAAUAUUACCGCAGAUCUGGAGAGACCACUCCCAAUUCAGACAUAUUACAUCUACGAUACAACAAGAAGUCCACAAUAUGAAUUGACAUAUGUUGUUCAAAGUAUUGCAUCAUUUCUCUGUAUCAUGUGUUAUACGGGCAUAGACAAUUUUCUUAGUCUUUCAGUAUUUCAUAUUUCUGGUCAACUGGACAUUCUGAGAAAUCGUCUCUUGCAUUUACAUAUUGUCGCCAAUUUUAACAACGUUUUAAAGAGUUGUAUAAUGGAACAUAUAAGGCUACUUAGGUAUAUUUUGUCCUAA
Molecule: messenger RNA, 822 nt
Organism: Mycetomoellerius zeteki
Lineage: Eukaryota; Metazoa; Arthropoda; Insecta; Hymenoptera; Formicidae
Exons: 3
Coding region: 1-822 (273 amino acids)
Biological process (GO): sensory perception of smell; detection of chemical stimulus involved in sensory perception of smell
Cellular component (GO): plasma membrane
Molecular function (GO): odorant binding; olfactory receptor activity
Source: RefSeq, a predicted model, not a curated record